AUGUUGAUUUUGCUGCUCGAUACGACGUUGACAGCCUCCUCACAACUGCAAUGGAUGAGGAAGCCAACCAACUCGGUAACAAUACGCCAGAGUGCUGGAGGCUUGUGUGCCAAUCACUUGGCUGGCUCAUUUGUGGAGCAUGCCGAAGACUGUCGGUUAUUUUAUCUGUGCAUGGAGCGUGGUGAUGCUGUGCUGGCCUCCUGCCCGUCAACGAUGCUGUUCAACGCGGACAAUAAAAUUUGCGAUGCGCCAGAGAAUGUGAGAUGCACGAAUAGCAGCAGCAACACUGGUAGUGGCAGCACUAGCAAUCCGCCGCCCAGUGCCAGCGACAAUGACUUAAACAACAUGGUCACGGAUGCCGCCACUUAUUGUGCCACGUUAACGCCUCAGCCGGAAAACGAUCGCAUUGUUUAUAUAGGCAGCUCGACCAGCUGUAAUAAUUACUACAUUUGUUAUUAUGGACAGGCCAUUCCGCAGACAUGCAGCGCGGAGUUGCACUGGAAUGCAGUGACGGCCAAAUGCGAUUUGCCGGAGAGAGCACAAUGCACACUGGAAACUCCGCCAAAUACGCCGCCAGCGGAUAGUACAAAUAUUUCCAAUGAACUAAUCCACUGCCCACCCCAUGGACAGCAUUUGUAUCCACAUAUGCGGCGCUGUGAGUUCUUCAUUUAUUGCGUUAAGGGCUACGCCACCUUGCAACAGUGCCCCUUUUAUUACUAUUUCGAUGUUGUUACCAAAAGCUGUCAAUGGUCUCGUACGGCAAUCUGUGCGAGGGAUUUAAAUUUCGCGCGUCAUUAGUAAUAAGUUUGUCUAUCGACUUCGAUUGUUUGUUAAAUUCCCAU
Drosophila albomicans is the source of this 842-nucleotide messenger RNA. RefSeq names its product probable chitinase 10. NCBI's taxonomy places the organism in Eukaryota, Metazoa, Arthropoda, Insecta, Diptera, Drosophilidae. Bases 1 to 798 code for a protein of 265 amino acids. The record is from RefSeq and is a predicted model, not a curated record. The transcript has 2 exons. Gene Ontology annotation, molecular function: chitin binding. Gene Ontology annotation, cellular component: extracellular region.